GUGAAAGUGGGUCCGCUCGGGGUCCACUGUUAGGUCCUAGAGGUAGCGUCCACUGUCACCUCUCACUGUGCCACUGUGCCAGACCUUAGACCCAACACUCUGUUACCGCUGGCAACUGCAAAUCAUCCACUGCCAGCUGUCUUUGACAUCAUCUAACCUCCUUUGCCUUCAACGGCAUCGCGUCGACCAAUAUUGCGGACUUUCCUAUGAGGACAGAGACCUUCGAAACCCGGUGGAGCUGAUCGAAACUUAUGGGGGAAAUUCGGGAGACCAACGAAUUGCCAUGUCGUCCAACGAGGUGAAACGCCGCGCGGUGCCCAAGUUCACCUCAUUCGCACCAGCCACACCAGCCCCGGAGGUAGACUCCGAAAAACGACCAUCGACAGACCGAGGCUCAUCAAGAAAUCUGGAGAAGAAGGAGGACCGUGAACGACGGCAUCGCCAUAGGAACCAUGAUCGGGACCGUCAUAGAGACAGUGACAGAGAAAGGGAAAGAGAGAGGGACAGAGACAGGCAUCAUGACAGGCAUCACAGCCGACAUCAUGACCGAGAUCGCCAUCAUCGCAGACGGUCAGCCAGCCCUGCUUCACAGUCUAGAGAAACCCGGCCUCCACGUCACGAACCAUCCAAUACCAGCCAGAGCAACGAUGUCUUCUACUUCGACAAGAAGGAAGACCCCUUGAUUUUCCGUUAUGGCGGCAAUGAGCGCUCAAAGAUACCAUCUUAUCGUCGCUUUGGUGCUGGAAAAGUUAUCGGCUCUCCUGGGUAUCUCUCCGUUUAUUUCGAAGGUUCAAAAGAAGUUUUCACCAUCAGAGGCACUGGCGAGGGCAGGGGCAAUGGUUCGGUCUUCAGAGACAAAACACUGAUGACGUGGGCCAGAGCGAAGGGAGCGAACGCAAAACAUAUCAAGCCUGGUGAGGGUGAUGGAAAUGGAGGAUCAACGGCAGAGGAUGGCGACUUCAUAUCUCUCGAGCCCCCAAGGAAACGGCAACGAGCCGAUAAAUCGCCACGGCUUGACGGUGGUGACAAGACACCAGAUUACAGGUCGAUCUAUGGCAAAGCCAAGUCAGAAGAUGAGGAAUCUGAUGGCGACGAUACAUCCUCCGAUUUGGAGGACGAAAAUAAGGUGCGCAGUCAUCUUUUGGACAUGUCAGCCGCCAAGAAGAGGUCUCUUGAACUCCAUCGCCAGAUCAAAAACCGUCCCGGGGACACCAAAGCUUGGCUCGAGUUAAUUGGAUUGCAAGACACCCUCUUCAGGGAGCAACAACUCGAGGACCAGUCGAUAAUUGGGAAUCAGGCAAAAGCUCUGGCCGAACUCAAGCUAUCCCUCUAUGAAGAGGCCCUUCCCCACGCAACCGACAUCUCUCUCAAGGAGACUCUGUUGAACGGAAUGAUGCGCGAGGGUGAAAAGGUGUGGGAUCCCAAGCAGCUUGCGAAGCGCUGGGAAGAGACCACCAAGACCGACCCCGACAGCUUCUUGUUAUGGGUUUCACGACUAAACUUUGAGCUCUCGCAGGUGGCAACUUUCACAUACGAUGAAUUGAAGAGCGUCAUGGUGACAAAGUUGCAAUCCUUGAGCCAAGUUCUAGCAAGCGCGUCUUCGGAUGACAAUGCUGUCGCCACGCUCUGCAGCCAGCUGAUUUACGUUUUCGUCAGGUUAACGUGCUACCUCCGGGACUCGGGAUAUGUCGAGCUGGCUGUAGCGGCAUGGCAAGCAACUCUAGAACUGAACUUCUGCCGGCCUAGUAACGCGUCGGACUUCCAAUCAGUUAUGGAGGACUUCUCAGACUUCUGGGAGAGCGAAGUACCGCGAAUAGGUGAGGAUAAUGCCAAGGGUUGGCGUCACUUUGUUGAAGACAUGGGCGCUAUGGCCGACCCACCAGAAGCAAUGACAAGGAAACUAUCUGGAAUGCCUCAGACGAGGGAUCCAUUCAAAGCUUGGGCGUCGCUGGAACGGCGAGAGACGGCAGAUGCAAGAAUGCCGGCUCGUACUUUGGACGAAGGAACAGAUGAUGACCCAUUCCGAAUCAUCAUGUUUUCGGAUAUCAAGGACUUGGUGUUGUGGUUCCCGCCUCAGGUGCUAUCGCAGGCGCAGCCUCAGCUGAUUGACGCCUUGUUAACGUUUUGUCGACUUCCCACUGCCGGCUUGUCAAGUAACAGUCGAGCUAAGUAUUCUGCGUUGAAAGACCCAUUCAUUGCGCCUCGCGGACAAGCCUUUGAAUCUGCGCUGAAUCAACUAGGCCGCCAUGAUGCCUCGAUUUCUGUGGAAAUAGAGAGGAAACCACCAUUGUUUAGGCAACAAGGUGGAAACAUGGCUCUCUCUCAUGAACUCCUCUUUUCCGGACAAGACUGGUUUCAGUAUCUCGGUCAAUGGUCUGAUCUCAGCAAAGAGGCAGAUGGUGAAGUUGAGCCUUCCUGGGUACUCGAGACACUGCGCUACUUGGUCAUUAACUGUGGUAUUGAGCAACUGGCUGAGUACUAUCUGGCAAUGGCAUGGCUCAAUGAACCUUCUGGAGCUAAGAAGGUCGCCAAGGGACUGCUGAAACGAUACUCUUCCAACACAAGACUAUACAAUGCCUAUGCCAUGAUCGAGUUCGCGAACGGAAAUGUUGACAUGGCUGAAAAGGUACUACUCUCGGCAACAAGCCAAAAUUCUGCCGACAGCCAGCUGUUAUGGAAUACCUGGGUAUGGAUGCACCUGAAGGCGGGCAAAAAGCAACUUGCUCUGCUUCGGCUGCUGUCUUCCGUGGAUAGUACCAUAGAUGUGAAGGCCAGUUCGCCAGUGUCGUCAGCUCUGCUCCUGAAAGCACGUUCUCGCUUCUCUACCAAACGGGACUACUCCCUCUCCUCUCACCAACUAGAACCAGCCCUCCAAUAUGCCGAGAGCUUUGCCCUUCUCGAGUACCUCUCAACAGCCGAAAACAGCAGCAGCACGAAGUCCCCAAGCCAAGGCAACAUCGCUUCCGCCCUUGCGAACAUACAAUCCUUCGCCACCGAGCUGAGCUCCCUAGGCCACCAAACCCUCCACGAGCGUCUCCUCCAAACCGCCGCUCGCCUGCUCUAUCACCACGCAACCCACGGCCCUUACAAGCCUUCCACCCUACGCAACCAUCUUCACGAAUUCAUCCGUCUAUUCCCCCACAACACGCUCUUCCUCUCCCUUCUGGCCUGGGCAGAGCAAUCCACUCUCCGGAUCGACGACCCCGUCCGGACCAUUCUGCGCGAAAGCUUGUCCUCAACAAAAGAGGAAGAUACCAGCAGCCAAGGAGAUAUCACAGCAGUAGUACCAAUACCCACCCACCGUUUCGCAAUCGAAUACGAGCUCCUCUCCGGCGCCGGCCUCAGGCCCGUCGGCACCGCAACAAUCCACUCCACCAAAGCCGCCUUCGAAGCCGCCGUUUCGGAUCCCUCUGCGUGCAAAUACAACGUCGACAUAUGGAUCGGUUACAUUCGGUUUCUCACGCAGGUAUAUCUGCAGGCCCUUGCUUUAUCCUCCUCUGGAUCCUCUGCCAAGACAGGGACCCGGGAGAGUGGUAGAAAGAAGACAGAUGCGCAAGCGGCGAGCGCUCUCAAGGCUCUCAAAGACGUCUUUUACAGAGCCGUUGCUGCCUGUCCGUGGAGUAAGAGGCUUUAUAUGGAGGUGUUUUCUGUUACUGCUACUGGAGAGCCUGGAGAGCCUGGAGGAGGAGGUGGGGGCGGAGCGUUGGUGAAAGAGUUGAGCAGUGGGGAGUUGAGGGCGGUGGUUGGGACGAUGGUGGCGAAGGGGUUGAGGGUGCAUGUUGAUUUUGAGGGGUUUGAGAGGAAUUGGAAGGUGAAGGAGGAAGAAGAGGAGAGGGUGAGGGAUGAGAAGGAGAAGGCUGAGAGGGCUGGGAAGGAGGAGAGGGAGAAGAGGGCGAGGUUGGAACGGGAGAGACGAUGGGAUUUGGAAGAUUCGGUGCAUAGAGAUCGCCAUAUGGGUCCGGAAAGGGGUGACGGAAGAAGGGGAAAUUAUGAGAGGUAUGGUGAUCGUGAUAGGGACAGAGGACGGGAUAGACGGAGGGAGGGAGAAAGGGGUUUCGAUAGGAGAUAGGUUGCUGCAUUAUCAGAAGCCACAUGUGCUUCGAUUGGACAAGUUAGAACAUGUCUUACACUGGGGCAUCAUCAGAGAGAAAAG
This is a messenger RNA of Neurospora tetraspora, 4153 nucleotides long. RefSeq names its product NRDE-2, necessary for RNA interference-domain-containing protein. The record is from RefSeq and is a predicted model, not a curated record. The transcript has a single exon. The coding region runs from base 284 to 4069 and encodes 1261 amino acids. Gene Ontology annotation, cellular component: catalytic step 2 spliceosome. Gene Ontology annotation, biological process: negative regulation of RNA catabolic process; regulatory ncRNA-mediated heterochromatin formation. Lineage: Eukaryota; Fungi; Ascomycota; Sordariomycetes; Sordariales; Sordariaceae.